CAUGCUAACCGACUAACUCUCAGGUCUAGGUUAGCUAUUUUGUUGAUAAGAAGCAGAGCCUGUGCAUGUUGUAUCGCAAAAGUUUGUUGGUUUUCUCUUUUCUAUAUACUUUUAUUAACCUGUCUACUUGACAUAACAGACCGUCCAGCAGAAGCUAUUUUGAGAGAAGUUGGAACUUAAACUCAGCAAGGCUAUCAUGGAGAGCAGAAAGAGGGCAGCAGCUUCUUCCAACUCUCCAAGUUUGGUUUUCUGGUCCUCGUCGUUCCCACGGCAACCAGCCAGGGUCCUAAUUGUGGAGGCGCUGCCGCCCCGAUGGUCAGAGACCCGCACAGUUCUUUGCGAUGCUCUCGACAACUUCUUGUCUCUGGCCUCUAGUCUGGAUGGGCCCUGUAGGAUACCUCUACUGAGCCUGUAUGCCGUCAGCAGGCAGCGGGAAUGUCUAUUGCCACUUGUGCAAGUUCGUGGUAACUUCGCCAGGCUGCAUUCCUGUGUUGAAGAGCUGAGGUCUAUUCCAAGUGAAGGUUGUAUCAGAGGAGCAGCCGCGGGAGCUGAUCUGCUGCGACAGGCAGUGCUGGACAGUCUGCAGCAGUUUAAACAGUACAUCAGACACACCAGCGCUGGCAGUCAGGCCGGCAGCAACAUCUCUGUGGAGGUUACUCUGGUGACCAGCCAGCCAGGCCGUAGCAUUGUUCAUCAGCUGGAGAUGGGGCUCAAAGAUGCUGACUUGGUUUCACUGAAGCGACUCCUGGUAGUGCAGAUCUACAGUACAGGAGACUGGGGCCAAGACACUCUCUCACCUGAGGCCGCCGCACCCUCAGAGACUGAAGACUCUCUGAUGCUGGGGACAGAGGUCGACCUGCAGCAGGUGGAGAACACUGUGUUUGCCAUAGAGACUGUGUUCAAGGCAUGGCUUCAAGAACAGGGUGGAGACAGAGAGCACCUUCACCUCUUGCUACCAAGCCCCAUGGAUAACCUGAUUCCAGUGUGCGUGAAGUGUGACAUGCAGGAGCGCAUGAUAAGCCCGGCGCUCAUCCCGCUGACCCCGAACCUGGGAGUGAAGACUGAGAGCAUUCGGGACUUCCUGCCUGGCCCUAAGGGCUUGGCCAAUCAAAGCCCAGCACCGCAGACACUGAAAGUGAUCAAAGUUCUGCGUGCAGACGGAGUGUGUGAGAGUGUGUUGUACGGCCUUCCGCUGGUGAUCCGCCCAACCACCUGCUGGCAGCUGGACUGGGAUGAAAUGGAGAACAACCAGAACUUGUUCCAUGCCCUCUGCCACACACUCAGGAGUCGUGACCUGUUCCUGCUGCUGCAGGUGGAGCCGGCUCAGAAGUCUGCAGCUGGAGCCUCAGGUCCAUGUGUGUAUUCCCACUACAUCCUCCAGCCAUCUCCAUCUCUGUCCCUGCUGCUGAAGCCUGUGGUCUCCAGAGAGUUGCUGCUGCCGUGCUCACAGCUGGUCUCGGCUCAGGACCCUGCACAUCACGCCAUGCAGACUAUACAGAGCUGUCUCACUCAGCUGGAUGAGGAGUUUGUUUUAAACCCUCUCACCCUGAGCAGUAACCUCUACCAGCACCUCAGGAGCCGAGGCCUGCUCUCCCAGCCACGAUACCCAUACAGGAUUCAGCCACCACAGGAGGGCCCUAAAAGCACAGGCAGCAGACAGCCACGGCAGCUACAAAACUACAGUCGCCAACUGGGAAUGAACAACAAGGUCAGGGCCACCGUUGCUCCGCUACCCUCCUCCUCCGCCGCCUCCUCUUCCUCCUCGCUGGGACCUCCUCCCAGCAAGGCCUCCCGCCCAGCUCUGAACUUCCUCAGCAGCAGCAGCAGUGGCAGCAGUCGGGCCCCUACCCGGCAAGAGGGAAACGAUGAUGAUGAUGAUGAUAACUCUGUGCUAAUACAGUAAGAGUGCUGCAGGGUUAGUAGCAGAAAGUGAGGAAAAGUCCAUUGUUGCACACUUCAAAGGGGUUCCAGUGGAAUUAGCGCACCUGCAAAUAUAUAGGCCCUCACACACACACACACACACACACACAUAUUUGGCUAAUUGGUCUCCACUGUAAAGCUGGUGAGCAAUCAGGCAGCUCAUAAAGGCUUUAAAGAAAGGAAGAGACAAGCUAAUUUGCACGUAAAUGCACACAGGAGGCCGUGCAACACGCUGCGAGCACACUUACUCUGCACUGCACUCUGGGUGGUUCUUCUGACACUUUCUUUCAUCUCUAUUUAUUCUCACCGCUCGCUCGAACAAUAUUAGUUAGAUCUGAAUUUAACAAGCCUCCGUCGCUGCAUUUGCAAGCAUGUGCGUGUAUGUGUGCGAGUGUGAAUGUGAGAAAGGAAAGUUUCAGCUCGCUGCCAUGUGCAGAUUGCUGAGUUAGCAAAACGUCAAAAUCACACACCGUAAACAAUGAAAAAGAAAAAAGCAGGAUAAAAGAUGAAAAGAAGGGAAGCGGCAGGACAAUGAAAGCCUUAAACAGUCACCCAAAAAAAAUGGGGGGAAGUAAUAAGAAGUUGCAAAAAAAAAGAACAAACGUGGGUGGUGUGUGGGAGAUCAGAGGAAGAUUAAAAGCUGAUGGAUGUAUAAAAAGCAGUGUCUGCGCGCUACAGCACGCACGCUGGCACGCACAGCUUUAAGUCAAAAGGAAACUAGCUACAAAACUACAAUUGAUGCAUAAUAAACGAGACGUGCUGCAUAAAGACUUAUAGCGCGCACACAUGCACAUUCCAUCUUGAGCUCCCGUUCGAACACAGCUUCACUGUUUCAACGAGCCAGAGACAGAGAGGCCUCUCUGCUCGCCUUUACCCCCGCCGCCAGCUCUCUCUCAGAGGGUUUAAAGGCAGCGUGAGGGGGAGGAGGGUGGAUGGAAGAAAACUGAUAAAAUCUCCAGUGUGUUCUGUGAAAACGUGAAUAUGACAACUUUGCAUUGGAAAAAAACACUCCGUUGUGUCUGCGAGUGAGUGUGUGUGAGGCGAUUUGAAGUUAUUACAUCACUGCUGGUUUGUGCACAGUUUUAUAUUUACACCCCGACAGUGAUUCACAUUCACACAUUAGUUACGUUUGUCCGUCGUCACUGUUAUGAAUUCCUUUCCCGUGAAUGAGCCUUGUCACACAUAAGUUUAAUGAGUCUCCCGCCAUUCCACCCCCUUACUGAACCUUAUAACAUUUGGCACAUCCCAGUGGCCAGUGACUUCAUGACGUUGUGAUGUCACACUACUUCCGCAUUCACGACGACAACGAUGCUUUUGUCUCUGAGAAGAAUUCACCCGGACCUUCAAAACUAGCCACUAACAUUUUCCCCACUUCCCCCCCUCUCUCUCUCUCUCUCUCCCCCGUCGCUUCUUCACUCUCGCUCUUCACUUUCUUUUUGAUUCUCACGAGCGCUGGAGAGCUGAGUCAACUGGUGUGAAUUUCAUAAAUUUGUUCAGAUGCAACGACAGCAGUCCCUCUGUCCCCGGAGAGGUCAGAAGGCUAGAGCCGGAGCUCUUCUGCGUGACCUGCACACUGUUAGACACACUCCUCAUUAAAUGUCACAACUGUUACAGAUAAAUGUGAUAUUACCAGAAACUGACAAAAGUUCAAUUGUUUUUGAAAUUGCAGGAAGUUUAACAGUGUCCCGCUUGUCAGGUGACUUUUUCGAUUCUUCGCUCUAAAGCAAAAGGUCUUCUCUGAAAAAUGUUUUGCAUUUCUCGUUGUUCUUUUUUUCCUCAUCUCACAGUGUUAAUUCAAUCGUGUUCCUGUUCAGCUUUCUUUCAUAUAUAUGAGGUGUAUGUAUAUAUAUAUAUAUAUAUAUAUAUAUAUAUAUAUAUAUA
This is a messenger RNA of Maylandia zebra (zebra mbuna), 3801 nucleotides long. RefSeq names its product meiosis 1 associated protein (gene m1ap). The record is from RefSeq and is a predicted model, not a curated record. Gene Ontology annotation, biological process: male meiosis chromosome separation; spermatogenesis; meiosis I. NCBI's taxonomy places the organism in Eukaryota, Metazoa, Chordata, Actinopteri, Cichliformes, Cichlidae.